CACCGUCCGACCUACCAGCACACCAGUCUUUGCGACAUCAUCGCAAGGUCCGAGCGGAAGGAACGACGUUUCUACUGCCUACUGUCUGCUCCGAGUCCCACCUACGACGGGCAUUACUGUACACUUGGCAACAGCGUCAAGACCCCAGUUCUACAGCAGUGCAAUUGUCAUCGAACUAAGGCCCCAAGUCUUUUCUGACCCAAGGCCUUGAGUUCAGUUUCGACGACCUCUUUCCUUCCUCACACCACCUCACCAUGUCUCGAUCCAACCCGCCCAACCCUGCGGGGUCCCGGAAGAUCUCCUUCAAUGUCAGCGAGCAGUACGAUAUUCAGGAUGUCGUCGGCGAGGGAGCGUACGGUGUUGUCUGUUCGGCAAUACAUAAGCCCUCGGGCCAAAAAGUUGCCAUCAAGAAGAUCACCCCCUUCGACCACUCCAUGUUCUGUUUAAGAACACUGCGAGAAAUGAAGCUUCUUCGAUACUUCAACCACGAGAACAUCAUCUCGAUCCUCGACAUCCAGAAGCCCCGCAACUACGAGACAUUCCAGGAAGUCUACUUGAUCCAGGAACUGAUGGAGACGGAUAUGCACCGUGUCAUUCGUACCCAGGAUCUUUCCGACGACCACUGCCAAUACUUCAUCUACCAGACCCUCCGCGCGCUCAAGGCCAUGCACUCGGCAAACGUGCUGCACCGAGAUCUGAAGCCCAGCAAUCUGCUGCUGAACGCUAACUGCGAUCUCAAAGUGUGCGAUUUCGGUCUGGCACGUUCUGCCGCCUCACAGGAGGAUAACUCGGGUUUCAUGACGGAAUACGUGGCAACGCGUUGGUACCGUGCGCCUGAGAUCAUGUUGACCUUCAAGGAAUACACUAAGGCUAUUGACGUCUGGUCUGUGGGUUGUAUCUUGGCCGAGAUGCUCAGCGGCAAGCCCCUGUUCCCCGGAAAGGACUACCACCACCAACUGACCCUCAUCCUGGACGUUCUGGGCACGCCGACCAUGGAGGACUACUACGGAAUUAAGUCGCGUCGAGCUCGCGAAUACAUCCGAUCCCUGCCCUUCAAAAAGAAGGUGCCGUUCCGAACCCUGUUCCCCAAGACGUCCGAUUUGGCAUUGGAUCUUCUCGAGAAGCUGCUUGCCUUCAACCCCGUCAAGCGUAUUACAGUGGAGGAAGCGCUCAAGCACCCCUACCUGGAGCCGUACCACGACCCCGAAGACGAGCCGACGGCACCGCCGAUUCCCGAGGAGUUCUUCGACUUUGACAAGCACAAGGACAAUCUGAGCAAGGAGCAGCUCAAGCAGCUUAUCUACCAAGAGAUCAUGCGGUAGGACGUACGUGAGCUCGAGUUAAGUGU
This is a messenger RNA of Pseudomassariella vexata, 1348 nucleotides long. RefSeq names its product kinase-like domain-containing protein. Gene Ontology annotation, biological process: intracellular signal transduction; protein phosphorylation. The transcript is spliced from 4 exons. Gene Ontology annotation, cellular component: nucleus; cytoplasm. Lineage: Eukaryota; Fungi; Ascomycota; Sordariomycetes; Amphisphaeriales; Pseudomassariaceae. The record is from RefSeq and is a predicted model, not a curated record. The coding region runs from base 255 to 1322 and encodes 355 amino acids. Gene Ontology annotation, molecular function: ATP binding; MAP kinase activity.